Molecule: messenger RNA, 492 nt
Organism: Myotis davidii
Lineage: Eukaryota; Metazoa; Chordata; Mammalia; Chiroptera; Vespertilionidae
Gene: FAM156A
Product: family with sequence similarity 156 member A
Source: RefSeq, a predicted model, not a curated record
CAUCUUUCCCGAUGGCCUCAGAAGAGUCCUCCCGGGAAGUCACGGCACCCUCUCCUCCUUCCCUCCCAGAACUGCCCGUGGGGCCUCGGUGACGGGAACCCCAGUCCUGGCACCACCUGCCCUGCCCCUCUACCAGGGGUGCUCCAGCAGCGGCACCGAGGUGAGGACACCCUACAAGAGAGGCCCUGGGAAAGGGGGAGGAGAGAUCAGAACCGAUUUAGGUGUGAAUGUCAGUACUGCCAGAGCCACGGGCCCCAUGUGGGUAGGAUGCCUGCGGAGAGAAAGGGGGCCCCACUGCCUCCCUCCGGGGAAAGCCUCCUACAGGGCCUGGGCUUGAGGCGCAGCCUGGGUCCCUAUCGGCCCGGCCUUCCCUCAGAAGGGCCGCUCCCACAGCAGCACGGACAGGACAAACUCGAACUGGAGGGGCGGCAGGAGAGCAAAAGCAUGUCCCAGAGGCUCCUCAAGAGGUUCCAGUGGUUGAAGGACAACUGA